ACUUAAAAUAAAUAGUUGUGAUUUUGUGUCGCGUGUAUUUUAUAGUUAUUUAUUUUAUAAGUGAUAUUAUACAACAUGAUGUUAAUUUACGCGUGCACUUUAUUAAUAACAACGAUACGCGCAAUGCAACCAAAUGAUUUGCGUCAUUUUGUGCCGAACGUUGGCACAGUACUGUUCACUGCCAGUGAUAUGCAAAAGAGACAGUGGACCAAGUCAGAAUUAAGUCUUCUGCGAGCUAGAAGAUAUUUCCAGACGCUCCUUCCUCCGCCAAUCUUCAUAAACACAUUCAAUGAGGAUUAUGUAAAUAUUCUACUAGGAUACUUCAGAGACGCUUACGCAUCCAUCAAAAGAGAGUCUGCCGACCCUGAAACCGACACCAUCAUGACCACAGCUCUGUCAGACGCAAUAGGGGGAUACCUCAAAGUAUGGGUCCUACCCAUCGCAAAAUUGGACUACUAUGGAGGCACGGUAUCUCAGCAGAACGUAAUCAAACUGUUCCAAUUUUACAACGAAAUCAAAAGAUACUUAGACACAGAUGGUACUGGCUGGCGCAGACCUGAUGAAAACGUACUCAAUUCCAUAACAAUCAACGUUGCUCCUCUCAAAUUACUAUCAAACACUAGAAGCAUGAAAGACCCUUGUGAAAAUCUAGCGUACUUUGAGAAGACCCCGGAUGGCUUAGGUAUACCAAUCCCAAACGUGAAUUGGAACGACAAAUCGAGCACGAUGUUCAUACCUCUUAAGAAUGUGUCCUUGAUAAUGUUGAAUAAUCCAAAUACAGCCCAUCAUCUGAUGAAGUACUACGAUGCUGCAAGAAGCUGUAUUCAAUUCAGUAAUCCUCAAGAUCAGGACAUUUUUGACGAAAAAUUUCAAGAAUGGCUGGCAAACGAAAUAGUGCCGCACUUGAAGGACGAUGAAUUAUAUCUUGCACUCGGAAGCGUACUUACAUUGGUGAACAGAACCCGGGAUCUUUGUAACAAUGUCAUUGAUACGUACGGCAGCAGGUAUAAUGCGGAAGCGCCACCAAAAACGUGCGACUUAGGAUGUAAAAAAAUGUGGAUUAUAACAAUUAUAUUAAUUAUAGAAAUAGCCUGGUGUAUACCAGCAUUACUUUAUAUAUUGUGCGCCAAAAAGUCGCACAACAAAAAAGACUGUACUAGUAAUGUCUACCUUUAUUUAGACGGCAACAAGUUUGAUAAAAACCCUAAAGCUACAAGUUUCAAAACAAUAUCAACUUGUGUUACUGAGUUACCACCUACAGAAAAUGGAGAAGCGCCUUCUUCUUGUCUGAAAAGUGGUUUGAAGGGAAAACAUAGAUCUCACCACAGUAACAUGGAAGCUGAAGGCCAAUGUCCGUCAAAGGCCCAAACCUGCGUUGUCGGAAAUGAAUCAUAUUCAGAUAGUGGAUCCAGAGAACUGCCAGGCGAUGUUAGGGGCAAUGAUGACAUUACUCUUAAAAUUUCGGAUUCCCAAAUUUGCAAGAAAUCAGCACUGAAGAAAAGCUCUCGUACUGCUAGAGAACGUUGUAACUCUACGCAAUUAGUGGUUCUAUCUAGUCAUGAUGCGUUCAAUAUUGGUCCUCAACGAAGUGAAUAUAGCUAUGCUACGUUGCACACUCCACCAGCACCUUGUUCCUCACCUAUACUAGGCCAACCAUUAAGUGUUCUAAAAAGUAGGAGACGUCGUGAGAAAGAUGAAUAUAGAAGACUCGAAAAACAAAGAUUUGAUGAUUGCAGUAGAAGCGAACGCAGAAAAACCGAUGAGAUUAAGAAACAGGAAGAUCGUAGGAAACUAGAAGAUAGUAGAAAACAGGAAGCAUAUAGAAAGGCAGAGGAAAAUAGAAAACUUGAAGAAUUUAGAAAACAUGAAGCAUGUAAAAAGGCAGAGGAAAAUAGGAAACUUGAAGAAUUUAGAAAGCAUGAAGCAUGUAAAAAGGCAGAGGAAAAUAGAAAACUUGAAGAAUUUAGAAAGCAUGAAGCAUGUAAAAAGGCAGAGGAAAAUAGAAAACUUGAUGAAAUGAAGAAAGUUGAAGAACGUAGAAAAGCUGAAGAAUGUAAAAAACGUGAAAAAUUAGAAGAAUGCAGAAAAGUUGAAGCAUGCCGAAAACUGGAAAAACAAGAAGAAUAUAAGAAGCAUAAAUCACCUGAAGAGUACAAGAAAGUACAGGAUCGCAAGAAAGUUGAAGAGCGCAGAAAACUUGAUGAAAUUAUAAAACAUGAUGAAGUCAGAAAACAUGAUGACGUUAGAAAACAUGACGAGUGUCGAGAGGUUGAUGAAUGUAGGAAACUCGAAGAUCACAGGAAAGCCGAGGAAAGUCGGAGACAUAAGAAACCCGAAUACAGUAAGAAACCCGAACACAGUAAGAAACUUGAAGAAUCUAGAAAAUUGGAAGAAAACAAAAAGAUCGACGAAGGUCGAAAGCUUGAGGAAGCUAGACAAUUACAGGAAUAUAAACGAGUGGAAGAGUGUAGGAAAAUAGAUAAAUUAUUCGCUGAAUCUAUGGACUACUGCGAAGACAAAGAUGUGUGCAGAUUAUUUGAUGAAUGUAGAGAUCUCAAUCAUCUAGCUGAUAGCAAAAAACGUGACGAAUAUAACGAGCGAAGUGGUAGCCGCACUGAGGAAUCUUGUAUAGUUAGCGAAAUUAAAUAUGAUACCUCAAAAUCACCACUAGAAUAUCAAGAAUGCUGUGCUUAUGAGGAAACGGUCGACGUAGUGGAAUGUCUUGAUACAGGGCCCUGCAGAAAACCUUGUCCUUGCACUGACUGCAUGACAAAAGGUUGUUUUGAUUCAACAUCAAAUUCCACAUGCCGCGAGGUUACUUCAGAGAGCCCUAGCGGCUCGAAAUGUCUAUCAGACAAACAGGUCGAAACAAAGAACACUCGGUUUCAAGUGACUAAGGAGUUAAGAACUGUUAGAACCAGCACGAAACAAAUAACUAAAAGUUCAGUGAAACCUUAUUUAGAAAUUACAAUCGAUAGGCCUGUCACGGAAAUUUGCGUGGAUAUUACGAGGCAACAUAAGAGGCCGAGUAGGAUACCUAAGCUUGCUAGUAGUGUCUUUACAAGUAAACUGCCUUCUACGUCAAACGCUCCUGUAGAAAAACAUAAAAGCUUGAUUCCACAACUCAAAAAGAAAACUGUUGACGAUAUGGCUAUAGCACAGUCCCGAUGCUCAAGAUCGUCAGAAAGUGCUAAAUUAAAUGACACAUUCUAAUUCGAAAUUUUGACCAAAGAAAAGUUAGUUUUAUUCUAGUUGAUAUUGUUAUUAUAUAAUUUUAGUUCUUA
This is a messenger RNA of Helicoverpa armigera (cotton bollworm), 3284 nucleotides long. RefSeq lists its product as uncharacterized. The record is from RefSeq and is a predicted model, not a curated record. The transcript has a single exon. Bases 76 to 3213 code for a protein of 1045 amino acids. NCBI's taxonomy places the organism in Eukaryota, Metazoa, Arthropoda, Insecta, Lepidoptera, Noctuidae.